This is a messenger RNA of Amyelois transitella, 1245 nucleotides long. RefSeq names its product GDP-L-fucose synthase (gene Gmer). Lineage: Eukaryota; Metazoa; Arthropoda; Insecta; Lepidoptera; Pyralidae. The transcript has 9 exons. The record is from RefSeq and is a predicted model, not a curated record. Gene Ontology annotation, molecular function: GDP-L-fucose synthase activity. The coding region runs from base 193 to 1170 and encodes 325 amino acids. Gene Ontology annotation, biological process: nucleotide-sugar biosynthetic process.
GUCAUCGACCAGCUGAGCUGUUGCAAUUGCUGAUGUUUCUUGUUUUAUCUUUUUGAAUUCUAGAGAAACUUAAGCUUUAGCCUAGAAUAGAAAAGCAAGGAAGAAAAGGGAAACUUUUUAUCGAAAAAACACAUUGAAAACAUAAAAUUGCCACGGUAUUCAUAAACUUGACGACAUUAUUCAACUACAAAGAUGAGUGAAGUUAAAAGCGUUAUACUAGUGACCGGUGGAUCAGGCCUCGUCGGCCAAGCUAUUAAAAUUCUUGUAGAUAAUGAGACACAAGAAGGAACAGGUUCUACAAAAAAUGAAAAUUGGAUAUUUUGCGGAUCCAAAGACGGGGACUUGAGGGACAAGGCCCAAACGGAAGCACUAUUUGAUAAGUAUCGGCCUACACAUGUGAUACAUUUGGCGGCAAUGGUUGGAGGCCUGUAUCACAAUAUGAAUAACAAUUUGUCCUUCUUUAGGGAAAAUAUGGCAAUAAAUGAGAAUGUGCUCCAUGCGAGCUACGAGCGAGGUGUCAAGAGGGUUGUGUCCUGUCUUUCCACUUGUAUCUUCCCUGACAAUACUACAUACCCUAUUGACGAGACUAUGGUUCACAAUGGACCGCCACACACAUCUAAUUAUGGAUACAGCUAUGCCAAGAGGAUGAUUGAUAUUUUGAACAGAGGGUACCAUGAUCAACACGGCUGCAUGUUCACAUCGGUGAUACCCUGCAACGUUUUCGGCCCACACGACAACUACAAUCUGCAGGCCAGCCAUGUCAUACCCGCUCUUAUCAGGAGGAUGGACGAUGCUGUACGAAAUGGUGACCCCACAUUCACAGUGUUCGGCAGCGGGAAACCUUUAAGACAAUUCAUUUAUUCAUUGGAUCUAGCCAAACUGUUUGUAUGGGUGCUCAGGAAUUAUGACAGUGUUGAGCCUAUUAUUUUGUCAGCGGACGAAGAAGACGAAGUAACAAUAAGUGCAGUAGCGGAGACCAUAAAGAAGGCUCACGGAUACACAGGAGAUAUUGUCUAUGACACGAGCAAAGCCGAUGGACAGUAUAAGAAGACCGCUUCAAACAAGAAACUUAGAUCGCUGUACAAAGACUUCAAAUUCACUCCGUUCGAGACGGCCAUUCAAGAAUCCGUUGACUGGUACAAGAGGAACAGAGAAAUGGCGAGGACGUAGCCGCUCUUUAUGUCCUGUAAUUUCCAUUGUGUAUUUAUUGUAUAUGCAUUGUUAUAAAUAAAAAUACUUGAAAAA